This is a messenger RNA of Erpetoichthys calabaricus (reedfish), 8233 nucleotides long. RefSeq names its product macrophage stimulating 1 receptor b (gene mst1rb). Lineage: Eukaryota; Metazoa; Chordata; Cladistia; Polypteriformes; Polypteridae. Gene Ontology annotation, molecular function: ATP binding; transmembrane receptor protein tyrosine kinase activity; protein binding. The record is from RefSeq and is a predicted model, not a curated record. Gene Ontology annotation, cellular component: signaling receptor complex; membrane. The transcript is spliced from 21 exons. Gene Ontology annotation, biological process: nervous system development; cell surface receptor protein tyrosine kinase signaling pathway; positive regulation of kinase activity. The coding region runs from base 262 to 4353 and encodes 1363 amino acids.
UACGUGGGAGAAGGGGUGUGCACUGCAAAGAGAGAGAGAGGUGCAGAGGACUCGACAACAGAGGCGAUCGUGAGAGGGAAGAAGUUCAGGUCAAGAGUCGGUGCUCCACGGCAUGCAUCUCGGGAUUUUGAACAUUUGGGGACAUGGCUUUAUUUUUAGAGGUGUUCGUGAUGAAACCUAAGGUGACGUCUUCAUCCAUUCUAUGACUUUGUGACUCGUGGGAAGUCCAGUAUUGGAUAUUUGGCAUCGCCUUCUACUGACAUGAAACAUCAAACCACAUUUUUGGCUGUUUGUUGUUGGGCAGCCAUCCUAAGGACUUUUGUAGAAAAUGAAUGUCCACCUGUUUACAGGACUUUUGUGAAUUUUUCUGUCAAUUAUGAUAUGGAGUAUUUCUUGGCAAAGAGUGAAAUACAAAAUAUAGUUGUUGAUGAGAAAAAACUGUAUGUGGCAUCGCGAAACUUCCUAGAAGCUGUGAAUGAUGAUCUUUUGAAGGAGUGGGAGCUAUGCACUGGUCCAGCCGGCAGCUCAGAAUGUACAAUUUGUCAGUUGUGUGCCUUGGGGAAAGACACGGUGACAGAAGAGGAUACAGAUAAUCGCAUUCUAGCUCUAGAUACAGUCAUGUCAGUUUUAUACAGCUGUGGUAGCUCCAUGUAUGGGGUAUGCUUCUCGCACGAGCUCAGCACUGACAACUCCCUGCCUACUUCAUCAUGUCUUAAUCAAAAACCAUCAAAAGGCAGCGAGAGCUGUCCAGAUUGUGUGGCCAGUGCUUUGGGGACAAAAGCUACUCUUGUUGAAGAUGGUCAAUCGCUGUUCUUUUAUGUGGCCAACAGCGUAAAUAGUACCUUGACUCGGAAUUACCCUCGAGAGUCGAUUUCUGUUCAUCGUCCGCUCUCGUCAGGAGGAGGAUUUGAAGAGAACAGUCCUGGGCUAACUGUUCUACCUCGAUUCGUUGACUCGUACCCCAUCCAAUAUGUAUACAGCUUCAUAUCAGGUGACUUUGUCUACUUCUUAUCAGUGCAAAGAGAGAAGCCUGACGACAAAACUUCCCCCUUCCAGACUCGGUUAGGCCGCCUUUCGAGUACAGAGAGGGACAUGGGCUCAUACCGCGAAAUCGUCCUCGAGUGUCGCCACGAUCCUAAACGGAGGAGAAGAGCUGUGGGUUCCAGCGAUGUGAUUUACAACGUCCUUCAGGCGGCUUACCUGAGCAAACUUGGGAGGGAGUUGGCCCAGGAAGUGUCCGAGCAGGAAGGCGCCGAUACCCUUUAUGGGGUGUUUGCUGUAAGUCAACCAGGGAGUAGUGAGCCCACAUUGAGUUCGUCCCUCUGUGCCUUUCUCAUUAAGAGCAUAGAUGCCUUCAUCGAGGAUGGAGAGAAGCAAUGCUGUGAUAAAGGAUCUGCCUUGAGCCAACCGCUUCCUCGAGGACUUGAGUUUUAUCAGAAUUUCAGCUACUGUCCCAAGAAGGAGCAAGCCGGAACUCCAAAUUGUCGUCAGCAUCCAACGUUCAUUCCUGGAUCCAUUAAUCGAUUAGAUUAUUUUAAUGGGAAAAUGACAAAUGUCUUGUUUACGUCGAUCCUUGUCACGGUAAUUGAAGGAAAGACGGUGGCUCAUAUCGGGACGUCAAAUGGGAGACUUUUUCAGGCAGUUCUCCAAAGAUCGACACAAGUUUCCCCCUUUGCUAACUACACUCUGGAUGAGAAGUAUCCGGUUUCGCCAAUUGCAGCUGGACUGAAUGCAGACUUCCUGCUGUUUGUAACUGGUAAUAAGAUAACAAAGGUACCAGAAAGAGGACCCGGUUGUCGUCACUUCUUGACAUGCCCGAAGUGUGUUAGUGCACCUUCUUUCAUGAACUGUGGUUGGUGUGGUAACGCCUGUACUUGGCGUGAAAACUGUUCAAUGGAAUGGAGGAACUCCUCUUGCGCACCUGUUAUUAAGGCGUUCAUCCCCAAGUCCGCCCCGCCGGUUGGUAACACCAAGCUGACCUUAUGUGGGCACCAUUUCCAAGCAUUUCCAGCCAUCACCCCUACUUCCAGCUCUCACUUGGUAAAGGUGGGGAAGCAGACCUGCGUGGUGCAGCCUUUGAGCGUCAACUAUACUCAACUUGUUUGCACUCUGCAGAAUACUGGAAAUAAUGAGCUUUCGACACCUUAUGAAAUUGUGUUGACAGUUAAUGAAGCAAAGGGGAACAGACUGUUUAACAUCCAGGGGGAGAGCAGGAUUGACGGAUUCAUGUUUGUGAUGCCAAAUGUGAGCUCAGUCUCUCCCUAUUUUGGUCCCAUGAGUGGAGGAACCACUAUAACUUUGACUGGAACUCAUCUGGAUGCGGGAUCCUCAAAGAAGGUUAAGAUCGACGGUGAAGAAUGUAAAAUUGUAAGUGUUUCUCCUGAGGACUCUUCCAUAGUGUUCAUAUCCCCACCAAGGAACAGUAUAGGAAGCGUACCUCCAGAAGUUGAAAUCGAUACCUUUAAGGUGCCUGUGAGCUCAUCUUUCCAGUACAGGGAAAAUCCCGUCAUCACCGACAUCUUCCCUAACUGCAGUUUUAGCAGGGGAUCCAAUAUCACAAUUAUAGGCAAGAACCUCGACUCAGUUUAUCGUACCAAUGUCAUAUUUGUAAACCGAAGAAAAAAAUAUCCACCUCAGGUUUGUGAAUCUGCUGAAAGUUCAGAGAAGAUGGUAUGCAUGACCCCCCGCUUGGACAUGACCAGCGAUUCUCUGGAGGGAACUCUCUUGUUUGAGAUGGACGGGACUCAAGGUCUCAAGAACUUUACGUUUCAUUAUCUCCCGACUGCUGAAGUUUACCCAUUUGAAAGUGAAGGGGGCGUUAAGAAUUUGGACUUCAACGAGAAUGAGGUGGAGAUACACCACAAGGGACUACAUUUAGCAAGUGCUUGCAUGACCAUCACAAUGACGAUUGGAGACGUGGACUGCAAUGCCAAGGUUUUAAGCAAUGAAGUGACCUGCAGGAUACCCAAAGACCUCGAUGUGCCAAGCGAUGGCUUACCUGUGAAGAUCUCUAUCAAUGGAGAAGAAACCGACUUGGGCAGAGUGUUCAUUCAAAAGAAUAUCCAUCCAGCAGUUUACAUUUGCAUUGCGAUGGUGAUCCUGGUUGUGUUUGCGCUACUGAUCGCUUUGUGGUGGUACAAAAGGAAGAACAAAGUUGACCUGGCCAAGCAGCGCUUGAGUCAAUUCCAUGAAGUCAAUGCAAACCAGCCCACACCUAACGUGGUUAUGAUGCCCAUUGGGGAUUACAGGCUUGAGGUUCCACGUACUCCGAACACAGGCUCAAGCAGUGCGUUUUUUUCAAGCACAAAUGACCGCAGAAGUCGUGAUGGGUCACUAGUACCUCUUCUCCCAAAAGAAUAUAUCUCCAUCAAUAGCUUCCAGCCAGAGCUUCUGGAAGAGGUGAAGGAUGUACUGAUUUCAGCCGAAAAGCUCAAGGUGAAUGAGGAUCAGGUCAUUGGAAAAGGCCACUUUGGAAUAGUUUACCAUGGAUUUUACACUGACCCCAAUGGAAAGGAAAUUCAUUGUGCUGUGAAGUCAUUAAACAGGAUCACGGAUGUGGAGGAGGCCGAGCAGUUCCUCAGGGAAGGCAUUAUCAUGAAAGAAUUUCAUCACGUCAAUGUCCUCUCUUUGUUGGGAGUGUGUCUACCAAAUGAAGGGCUCCCCCUGGUAGUUCUUCCUUACAUGAAGCAUGGAGAUUUACGUCACUUCAUCCGAUCAGAAAAAAGGAAUCCUACAGUUAAAGACUUAAUUGGCUUUGGGCUGCAAGUUGCCAGAGGAAUGGAGUACUUGGCACAAAAGAAGUUUGUACACAGAGACCUCGCUGCAAGAAACUGCAUGUUGGAUGAGUCCUACACCGUCAAGGUGGCCGAUUUUGGGAUGGCCAGGGAUGUAUUUGAUAAAGAGUAUUACAGCAUCCAGAAUCACCGAAAGGUCAAGUUACCAGUUAAGUGGAUGGCACUCGAAAGUCUACAGACACAGAAAUUUACAACAAAGUCAGACGUGUGGUCAUAUGGUGUGCUGCUUUGGGAGCUCCUCACAAGGGGAACGAGUCCCUACCCUGAAGUCGAUCCCUACGACAUCACCCGCUACCUCUUAAAAGGCAGAAGGCUUCCCCAGCCACAGUACUGUCCUGAUCCUCUGUUCACCACAAUGCUGCAAUGCUGGAAUCCUAUUCCUGAGCGGAGGCCGACGUUUGCUGAGCUCGUGGAUGAGGUGCAGCAGAUCAUGUCCAGCUUAGAUGGCGAGCACUACAUCAACCUCCGAGUGACCUACGUCAACCUGGAUCAGCCGCUGCCAUACCCCGCUGUGGAGGAGUCUGCAGACGAGCUGGAUUCGGACUCUUCUUCCUUGUAGAUAUCAGGAAUCAUUCAAUGUUUGCCUAAUAUGAGGGGGCAAAAGGCACAAUUUAAUUUCCCCUGUUUUUUGGGGGAGUCAAUUUUGUCGGCAAAUUGCAACAUAUAGAUGUUUUUUGCCAAACAAAUGACUACGCAUGAAAGUUGAGCAUAAUAAAAACUAGGACAUGAAUAUUGAUUAAAAAAAAAAAAUGGCUGUUCACAAAGCACUCCAAGGAAAGUUCACAUAAGGUUUAAGCAGUUUCGGUUGGGGUUUAUCAUCAGCAAGACAAGCAUUCCGGCACAUGAAAUUAGGAACAAGAUCCGACUUGCAGUGCACACUCCCUGACAAAACAAAUGUAUUAGUUUAUGAUGGAGGUGAGGUUGCCAUGUUCCUCUAUCUGGCCUAUGAGUCAUAGGAAGAGUUGAAUCGUAUGACACUCUUUAUGUACCACAUAGUGCAAUACCCCCCCGUCUCAAGUCCUGUUAUCAGAUGUUUUCUUUCUCCUAAUAAACUUGAUGACUUUAAAGAAAAUAUACAUAGGACUGGAUUAGUGUGCCUUACUAAGGCAGCAACCCUAACCCUAACCCUUUACUUCUAGGCAUUGCCGAGAAGUGAUGUUCAUUCUAGUCUAACUUAUUGUUUAAUUGUGUACAAUCUUCAUUUUUUUCUGUUUAACAUUAUCAUUAAUUACGUAGUAUUCCUUGUUGACUGUACAAGGUUAGUUAGAUGGCACACUACAAACAUUUUUAGUAAUAAAAUGCACUGCAUUUGUCAUUCCGACCGAAGGUGCGUCACAGACAUUAACACUCCUUUUUACAAAUCCCACACCAAAUUUCUGUAAUGCAUGUAAUAAAAAGCAUUGCAUUUUUAAUUUCAACACAUGGUGUUGUGUCUGCCUUUCUGACAGGUGGCGCAUCACAAACAUUUUUAGUAAGAAAAUGCACUGCAUUUGUCAUUCCAACCGAAGGUGUGUCACAAACAUUAACACUCCUUUUACAAAUUCAAUGCCAAACUUCUGUAAUGCAUGCAAUAAUAAAAAGCACUGCAUUUUUAAUUUCAACGGAUGGUGAUGUGUCUGCCAUUCUGACAGAUGGCACAUCACAAACGUUUUUAGUAAUAAAGUGAAUUGCAUUUGUCUUUCCAACCAAACACUGACACUGCUUUUAUGAAUCCCAUUCCAAAUGGCAUAUAGUAGAGUCAUAAUCUUUGCAUAGUGCACUGCAAAUAUUAAUGCUGAGGUUAGCAUUAAUUAUUUAGAUUUCAACAUGUCUUAGGUGCGUAGCACAGAUAGUAAUUACUAUAUUGACAUAACUAGCUGUCCUACCUGUCUAAGAUGAAUUGAAAUGUAAUUAAUCAAUGUAGUGAUCAAUAAUUAAGUAAAGAGUAAUCAGUAGUAAGUUGUAAUAGUAGUAAUCAGUAGUAAGUAAUCAAUGUAAUCAGCAUUAACAUUUGCAGUGCCCCCAUUCCUUUUGUAAUAUGGUUUGCAAGGCACAUAGUAAUAGAAUGCAUUGCAUUUGUCAUUCCAACAGAUGGUACAUCCACCUUAAGUGUCUGUGUGUCUGCCUGUGUGUCCAUCCAUUUGCUGUGUCUCUAUGAUUCCAACAGAUGGCACAUCACAAACAUUAACACCGCUUUUACAAGCUCCAUGCUAAAUGGCAUAUAACAGAGACAUAAGCAUUGGUGGUAGAAUUCAGCUCCUCAUAGAUGGGUAGCACAGCUAGUUAUUACUAUAUUGACAUAUUAACUAGCUGUGCUACCCGACUAAGGUGGGUUGAAAUCCAAGUAAUCAAUGUAGUUCUCAGUGUUAACAUUUGCAGUGCACCAUCCACUGGAAUGUGUUUUAUAACGUACAUAGUAAUAAAAUUCAUUGCAUUUGCCAUUCCAACAGAUGGUGCAUCCACCUUAAUAAAAGGAUAACUGUCUGUGUGUCCAUCCAGUUGUUAUGUCUCUGUGAUUCCAAAAGAUGGCACAGCACAAACAUCUUUAGUAAUAAAAUGCAUUGCAAUUUUUCUCAUUCUAACAGAUGGUGCACCAGAAACAUUUUUAGUAAUACAUUGCAUUUGUCAUUCCAACAGAUGGUGCAUCAAUCACAAACAUUAACACUGCUUUUACAUAUCCAAUACCAAAAGACAUAUAACAGAGACAUUUGUAUUGCAUGGUGCACUGCAAACGUUAAUGCGGAGGUUUACUUAGAUUUCAGCCCGUCCUAGUUAUUAUAUUUAUAUCAAGCCAGUAUGCUUUUAUAUAAUCUAGUACUGAAACUGUUAAUCUGUUUUCAUAGAACUCCAUUUGUAAAACUAGUCUAAAGCCGGAAUGUUCACAUUUUUGGUUUCUUGUAAUGUCAAGAUGAGAAGCGCAGGGGAUGUCAGGGUCACAGCUAUUGCUGCAAACAGUGAUUAAUGCUCAGGAUGCAACAGAACUUUAUUUAUUUAUUGAAAAAAAAAAUCUUAACACUUUUAUGCUUAAUUUAUUUUUCAAGCUUUGUUGUUUUUCUGAGCGUUUGGGAGUUCAUAAGGUGGGAUGGAUUCACCCUCUAAACCCGGUGUGCCCAACUCUUAUGCUGGAGGUCCGCCGUGGCUGCAGGUUUUCCUUCUUGAAUUGAUUUCUGUUCCCUUCAUCUUAACUGUUUUGGUUUUGAAGACUCAGUCCUCUGAGUUGAUUCUUUUUCUUUAAAUGGCAGUCAAACAGAAAUGAGAUGUGAGGCAAGCCAGCAUGGAUGACCAGCUAAGUCAGGGCCUCAGACUCCAACCAGUUUCUUACUUAGACGCCAGUUCUUGUUGUUAAUUAAAUUAUGUUAUAUCUAUGACACGUCGCCUCAUCCACCACAUGACAAACCAACUCAAGAUCCCAGAUUAGGACCCGAAUGCAGCCAUCCAACGGGUGACACCUCAGCACCACUCUAGUUCAGAGCUAGUUGGUGGCUGGAGUGCCAAUUCUGCCACCAAACCCCAGGUUUCUCCCUGCUGGAUGAGGAUUAACGUCAUACCCUGGACUGAGCAAUUGCAUGUUAAGGGCCCUGCUCGAGGGCCCAAUGGAGUAGAGUCACUUUUGGCAUUUGCGGGAUUCGAACUGGCAACCUUCUGAUUGCCAGUGCAGAUCCCUAUCUCAGAGCCACCACUCUGUCAUUUAAUUCCAUGGCUUAUCGGUGCUCUCCUUACUGCCACAACAGACGUUUCCAGGACUUUUGAUUGUCAUUUUUCAGAGAGCACCACUGUGUGAACCUGAGCUGAUCAGCAUCACCGAUGCCUUCACCUUUCUUUAUUUUCCGGUAUUGUAGGUGUUGACUCGCUGUGUAUCUCAUUGAUUGUCUGGCUGCUAAUUAAGGGAAAAUGAAACCAUUGAGGGGUCCGAGUCUGUUAAAAGCAAGGUAAAACAAUUUAAUGAGCAACUAAAACCAGUCACUAAUUAGGAAGAUGGUUAGAAUGAAAACCAGCAGCCACUCUGCGGCUCCCCGGGAUGGUAGUUGGACACCCCUGCUCUAAAAGCUCCUAAAUCCGCUUCUUUUAUCAGACACAUCACACUUUAGUUCAGAUUUUCCACAGUUCCUUCUCUCCCAUUUUCUUUCGACAACUCCAUUCGUUAAUCCCAUAAACUAAGUAAGGUUUGUUCUGCGGUUCCAUUUUGAUAAAUCAAAAGUAUUGUUAUUGUUGUACAGUAUGUAUAUAAAAAUCAAAUAAAGGGAUAACUGUGUGCAUGCCACAAAAAUAAAAGUGAGUUUUUGCACUAAGAGAUGAUUUGUAUAUUUUAGAUCUCCUUGUUGUUGUUGAUAAAGAAUCAGGAUUGAACUGUAAAGACUUGUUGAGAUCUUUUACACGGUGUACGAUAUUCUUUGAUUAUUACCAAAUUGACUUGGUUUGUGUGUGCCACGUGUAAAUAAAUGCAAUAAGUUGUGAUUGAA